Alosa sapidissima (American shad) is the source of this 784-nucleotide messenger RNA. RefSeq lists its product as uncharacterized. The coding region runs from base 146 to 784 and encodes 212 amino acids. The record is from RefSeq and is a predicted model, not a curated record. Lineage: Eukaryota; Metazoa; Chordata; Actinopteri; Clupeiformes; Clupeidae. The transcript has 5 exons.
UAUUAUGUUAUGUUUCUAAUCUGUUAGGUUUGAGACACAGUCCACACAUGAUGAGGAAAAGUAUAUUGUUUUUGAAAGCUGCCUCAAACAGCUGUUUGAAAACUGUCCAGUGUGUAAGAAGGGCUGUAAUCUCCAACGACGAAGGAUGGGAACCUAUGUGGCUUUCACUCAGCGAUGUCCACACCGCAGUUACUUCAGAGAGUGGGAGAGUCAGCCCAUGGUUGGAAGUACCCCUGUCGGCAACCUACAACUUUCUGCGGCUACCUACUUUACAGGGACCUCCUUCAUCCAACUGGAAAAGCUGUGCAAGGCCAUGCAACUCCAGAUAUUUCAGUAUGACACCUUCAGAAGGCAUGCAAGGAAUUACAUGGAACCGGCUAUUGUUCAUAAGUGGAAGAUGGAUCAGCAGAGUCAUUUCCAGCAUCAAUUGCACCUUGGUGGGGUGGUUGCAGUAGGAGGAGACAUGAGGGCUGAUUCUCCAGGGCACUCCGCAAAGUUUGGCAGCUACACUCUAAUGAAUCUGGAGAGCAACACCAUUAUGGACAUCCAACUUGUUCAGAGCAAUGAAGUAGGUGGCAGCUAUCAUAUGGAGAAGGAAGGACUGAAAAGAUGCCUAGAUCAUCUGGAGUCGAAUGGAUUGAAGGUGGAUUACAUUGUGACAGACAGUCAUCCACAGAUCCAGAAAUUUCUGAGGGAACGCAGCGUAACUCAGUUCUAUGACGUUUGGCACUUUGAGAAAGGUUUGUCCAAGAAACUUGAGAAAGCUUCGCACAAUGAAGACUGA